Molecule: messenger RNA, 5593 nt
Organism: Mastomys coucha (southern multimammate mouse)
Lineage: Eukaryota; Metazoa; Chordata; Mammalia; Rodentia; Muridae
Gene: Stxbp5l
Product: syntaxin binding protein 5 like
Exons: 29
Coding region: 270-3920 (1216 amino acids)
Biological process (GO): regulation of protein secretion; regulation of exocytosis
Cellular component (GO): cytoplasm; SNARE complex; plasma membrane
Molecular function (GO): syntaxin binding; myosin II binding; GTPase activator activity
Source: RefSeq, a predicted model, not a curated record
CACAGUGCCCCGCCCCCGGCGUGAGAGUCUGGGAGGGAGGAGGGUGCGGGCCGGCUGGGGCGGGGCCUACCUCCCACGGCGGGGGCGGAGCCUGAGGCAGACCCGCCCGCUCAGUUAGGACCUCGGAGAGCGCCAGGCACCAGGACCAGAGGGACCCGAGAAGCAGCCGGAUCCGGGCUGGACCUUCGCCCGCCUGCGAGUCUGCAGCCUCCGCGCCCUCCGCCUCACGGGCUGGCCGGCGGCUAGUGGCGUCUGAGGAAGUGUUUAAAAUGAAGAAGUUUAAUUUCCGAAAAGUUUUGGAUGGCUUAACUGCCUCUUCCCCUGGCAGUGGUAGCAGCAGCGGCAGUAACAGUGGUGGGGCUGGAAGUGGCUCCGUCCAUCCAGGAGGGACUGCAGGGCUUCCAAGAGAGGAAAUUCAGGAAAGCCUGACUUCAGAGUAUUUCCAGAUUUGCAAGACAGUUCGGCAUGGCUUUCCUUAUCAGCCCACAGCGUUGGCCUUUGAUCCAGUCCAGAAAAUCUUGGCUAUUGGAACAAGAACAGGUGCUAUACGAAUACUUGGGAGGCCUGGUGUUGAUUGUUACUGCCAACAUGAAAGCGGUGCAGCUGUCUUGCAGCUCCAAUUCCUCAUCAAUGAGGGCGCUUUGGUCAGUGCGAGUUCAGAUGACACGCUUCAUUUGUGGAAUCUGAGGCAGAAAAGGCCAGCCAUUCUCCACUCUCUCAAGUUUAACAGAGAACGAAUUACUUACUGUCAUCUACCUUUCCAGAGUAAAUGGCUCUAUGUUGGAACAGAAAGAGGAAAUACACAUAUUGUAAAUAUUGAAUCUUUCAUUCUUUCUGGAUAUGUCAUCAUGUGGAACAAGGCAAUUGAACUCUCCACCAAGACUCAUCCAGGCCCAGUUGUACAUUUAAGUGAUAGCCCAAGAGAUGAAGGAAAACUGUUAAUAGGCUAUGAAAACGGCACUGUGGUAUUCUGGGACUUGAAAUCUAAAAGAGCAGACCUGAGAGUUUAUUACGAUGAGGCUAUUCAUUCAAUUGAUUGGCAUCAUGAGGGCAAACAAUUCAUGUGCAGCCACUCAGAUGGUAGCUUGACUUUAUGGAACCUGAAAAGCCCAAGUCGACCUUUCCAAACCACAGUUCCACAUGGAAAAAGUCAAAGAGAAGGAAGAAAGUCUGAGUCUUGUAAACCUAUUCUUAAAGUAGAGUACAAAACGUGCAGGAACAGCGAACCAUUUAUAAUAUUCUCUGGCGGGCUGUCAUAUGACAAAGCUUGCAGAAGACCAAGUUUAACUAUCAUGCAUGGAAAAGCAAUUACAGUACUUGAAAUGGAUCAUCCUAUUGUUGAAUUUCUAACUUUAUGUGAAACGCCCUAUCCAAAUGAAUUCCAAGAACCCUAUGCUGUUGCUGUACUUCUAGAGAAAGAUCUCAUCGUAGUUGAUCUGACACAAACCAAUUUUCCAAUCUUUGAAAAUCCAUAUCCAAUGGACAUUCAUGAGUCACCAGUUACGUGCACAGCAUAUUUUGCCGAUUGCCCUCCAGAUUUGAUUCUAGUACUCUAUUCUAUAGGAGUCAAGCACAAAAAACAAGGAUAUAGUAAUAAGGAAUGGCCGGUCAGUGGAGGAGCAUGGAACCUCGGAGCACAAACUUAUCCAGAAAUUAUUAUUACUGGUCAUGCUGAUGGAACAAUAAAAUUUUGGGAUGCUUCAGCAAUGACACUGCAGAUGUUGUACAAGCUAAAAACUUCCAAAGUAUUUGAAAAGCAGAAGGCAGGAGAUGGCAAACAGACGUGUGAAAUUGUAGAGGAAGAUCCCUUCGCUAUUCAGAUGAUUUACUGGUGUCCAGAGAGCAGAAUAUUUUGUGUCUCUGGAGUCUCUGCAUAUGUCAUAAUGUAUAAAUUCAGCAGACACGAAAUUACAGCAGAAAUAGUGUCAUUAGAGGUGCGACUUCAGUGCGAUGUUGAAGACAUUAUUACUCCCGAGCCAGAAACAAGUCCUCCAUUUCCAGAUCUCUCCUCUCAACUUCCUCCUUCAAGGAGUCUUUCUGGAAGCACCAAUACUGUGUCCAGUGAAGGAGUGACGAAGGACAGCAUCCCGUGCCUCAGUGUUAAAACACGGCCAGUGCGAAUGCCACCAGGCUAUCAAGCAGAUCUUGUUAUUCAGUUGGUGUGGGUAGAUGGUGAGCCUCCCCAGCAAAUUACCAGCCUUGCUAUAAGCUCAGCAUAUGGAAUAGUUGCCUUUGGAAACUGCACUGGGUUGGUCGUGGUGGAUUUCAUACAGAAGACAGUACUGUUAAGCAUGGGGACCAUUGACCUUUAUAGAUCAAGUGACCUGUACCAGCGACAGCCCCGGUCUCCUCGAAAAAACAGGCAGUUCAUUGCAGACAACUUUUGCAUGCGUGGGCUGUCUAACUUUUAUCCUGAUUUAACGAAACGGAUCCGUACUUCCUAUCAGAGCUUAACAGAGCUGAAUGAUAGUCCAGUUCCCCUGGAACUUGAGCGCUGCAAGUCUCCCACCUCAGGACUUGCUACCAGAACUCCCGAGGCAGCACCAGGCUUUUAUAGGAAUGAAAUGCCAGCUGUGAAACAGAGGAGUCAAGUACACCACUUGCCAGACCAUGUAAAUGGACACUGCACAAGUCCAACCUCUCAGAGUUGCAGUUCUGGAAAACGCCUUUCCAGUGCUGAUGUUUCAAAAGUAAAUCGCUGGGGUCCUGGAAGACCACCAUUUAGAAAGGCACAGUCAGCCGCUUGCAUGGAGAUUUCUUUACCAGUUACAACGGAAGAAACCCGAGAGAAUUCCUAUAAUCGCUCCAGGAGCUCUAGCAUCUCCAGUAUUGACAAAGAUUCUAAAGAAGCGAUCACAGCUUUAUACUUCAUGGAAUCCUUUGCACGGAAAAAUGACUCUACCAUUUCCCCUUGUUUGUUUGUUGGAACUAGUCUGGGAAUGGUAGUACUCAUCUCCCUAAAUCUACCAUCAUCAGAUGAACAAAGGUUUACAGAGCCAGUGGUGGUAUUGCCAAGUGGUACAUUCCUCUCAUUGAAAGGAGCUGUGCUAACAUUUUCCUGCAUGGACAGAAGUGGCAGUUUAAUGCAGCCUCCAUAUGAAGUAUGGAGGGAUCCAAACAACACAGAUGAAAAUGAAAAAACCUGGAAAAGGAAACUGGUCAUGAACUACUCAUCUUCAUCCCAAGAGAUGGGAGAUCAUCAGUAUACGAUAAUCUGCUCAGAAAAACAAGCCAGAGUCUUCUCACUGCCUUCCCAGACCUGCCUUUAUGUACACAACAUCACAGAGACGUCGUUCAUCUUGCAAGCAGAUGUGGUGGUCAUGUGCAACAGUGCCUGCCUGGCUUGCUUUUGUGCGAAUGGGCAUAUCAUGAUAAUGAGCUUACCUAGUCUUCGCCCAAUGUUGGAUGUUAAUUAUUUGCCACUGACAGACAUGAGAAUAGCACGGACAUUUUGUUUUACUAAUGAAGGACAGGCAUUAUACCUCGUCUCUCCUACUGAAAUUCAACGAUUAACAUAUAGCCAAGAAAUGUGUGAUAAUAUUCAGGACAUGUUAGGCGAUUUGUUUACUCCUAUAGAAACACCAGAAGCCCAAAAUAGAGGCUUUCUCAAGGGACUGUUUGGUGGAAGUGGACAGACAUUUGACAGAGAAGAACUCUUUGGGGAGGCCUCGGCAGGAAAAGCAUCCCGCAGUCUUGCACAACACAUUCCUGGACCAGGAAGUAUAGAAGGGGUGAAAGGCGCUGCUGGCGGGGUGAUGGGAGAGCUGACCCGAGCCCGAAUUGCACUUGAUGAGAGAGGGCAGCGUCUGGGCGAGCUGGAGGAGAAGACCGCGGGCAUGAUGACCAGUGCAGAAGCAUUUUCCAAGCACGCACAUGAGCUGAUGCUGAAAUAUAAGGAUAAGAAGUGGUACCAGUUCUAACCUUCAAAAGAAACUGGGACUGCUUUGAGAAACCAUUAUUCAGGGAAACCAAAUUUAUUCCCAGCAUCACUAUACAACUGCUAGAAACCAGUUUCUUCUACAAAAUGUUCCAUUAUAGUCCAUCUGAAGUUAUCAUAAAGGAGACUUCUCAAAGGCAAAGAUGCUGUGCAACAUCAAGGCUGGAACCCCGGUUAACACCCCAAGACAAUGGCCGCGUUUGUCUUUUCCCCAUGUGGAAUGGAGACCAUCCUCUUGGCAAGGCAUUUGCUAAGAAUUCACGUUUGGAAACUAUGGGGUGUCCUUUUGAUUUGAAAUUUCCUGUACAAACAAAAGCAUUAAUGCACUUAAUGACAAAAUUCUUUGCAUGAUAAAUUAACAUCUUAAGAGGAAAAGAAACAAAAGCAUGUUAUAACAGAAGAAAAGGAUUUAUGGUAAACUACUUUCAUGAAUUGGGCCACACCCAACAAUUUUAAAAUCUGCAUUAGAAGAUAUCAGUGCAUUUUAAGUGUAUUUGCCCUACCCAACUGAAAGGAAUCAAAACAUACCCAGAAUUUCCUUCUCAUCUGAAACUCUCCUUAGUAUACUAGGACAUUCCUGAAUUCUUACAUCAGGAAUCUGAUUACAUUUUCCCUCUCUGUAGUAGUUCACAUCAUUCGCAGCUCUCAUUCAUAAGCAAGGAUUGUCAGGAUAGUGACGUAUCCCCAACACUUUUCUUUCCAUGUCUGCCACCUUCAAGAUGAAUUCCUAGUUUUAGUCAUAAACCGUGCAGGGUUGAGUCCCCUCAAAGCAUUGUUUCAGCCUGGUUUACAUUCUACAGAGGAGGUGGCGAUAAGUUUGCAGAAACUAGACUAUAGGAACAGCGCAGUUAGCUUUGAGAACUGAUUUCACAAAGAGUGGAAUUUCACACACCCCAAUUUUAGUUUCCAAAGCGAUAUAUUUUUAAAGCACCAUUUGUACCCUUAUCUGCCAAUUACACAGUAUAUUACUGUUCAGACCCAAUAGGGUCUACAAUCCCAAGGUGCUUUUGCAGCCUGACAUUCACAGACCAAACUGGUCAUUCUCUUUGAAGUGAUUCAGUAAAACCUCAGCUAAUGUUUUAGGAAAGAGAUUCUGACUCAUCACAUUUCUGAUACACAAGGGCUUUCACUAGAAAACAUUUUAGGGCUCAGCACUUAUUACUGGAAACCCUUAUGAAAUGUAGAGAUGUUUUAGCUAUCUUGCCACAGUUAUUAUUAUGGGUAACACAAAUCCAGAGAUAAUUUAAUGAUAUAAAACCAAUAGCUUUGUCACUAAAUUGACUAAUAUAAGUCAAAGGCAUGUGUCAGUAAAUACCAUAUGCCUUCUAAAAACUCUCAAGAGUUAAGAUCAGCUGGAGCAUGAUAAAAUGACCCAUCAUAACCCAGCAGAGAAGCACUGCAAAGGAAAACAAAGGAAGAUUCCUGCUUGCUCUGUUGAACAUGCUUGGAAGUCGGAGUCACAGGACUCCCCAAACAGGAUGUUCUUCCUGUUUUUAAAAUCUUAAAUUAUGUGGUGCGUUCACUGGGUUUUGAGGUCUAACUGGAGUUACAUUUGUGUUUCAGAUAUUGACACUUCCUUGAAUCCAACUUAGUAGACAAAAUUAUUAUUUUCUUUUUUUUUUUUUUUUAUAUAUUUUUAUAUUUUUUUGAGACAGG